Molecule: messenger RNA, 738 nt
Organism: Phycomyces blakesleeanus NRRL 1555(-)
Lineage: Eukaryota; Fungi; Mucoromycota; Mucoromycetes; Mucorales; Phycomycetaceae
Exons: 5
Coding region: 107-640 (177 amino acids)
Source: RefSeq, a predicted model, not a curated record
UUUCACUUUCACCUUAUUUUAUUUUCACCGUAGCUCUUUUACAUAUUUUUUUGUAUAAGCUACAAAUUACACCAGGCACUUAAUCAAAUACUAUUAUAUUUACAAAAUGAUGAAAAUCUGGAGUUUGAAGGCCAAAGAGGCCGCAGCCGAGAAAAAGAAGCCAAAGAUAAGCGCAGCACAAAUCCGUGUUCAGAAAGAUUUAUCUGAAUUGGCGAUUCCAAAGACUAUAAAAAUGGAAUUUCCUGAUCCAGAAGACAUUCUCAACUUUAACGUCAUAAUCACACCUGAUGAAGGCUUUUACAAGGACGGAAAUUUCUCUUUCACAUUUGCAAUUAACAAUAACUAUCCUCAUGAACCACCAAAGGUUCACUGCACUCAAAAGAUCUAUCACCCCAAUCUUGACCUUCAAGGAAAUGUGUGCCUGAACAUUCUUCGUGAAGACUGGAAGCCUGUACUCUCACUUCACUCUGUAUUGGUUGGACUUCAGUACCUGUUCCUGGAACCCAACGCAGAUGACCCCUUGAACAAAGAGGCUGCAGAGGAUUUCAGAGCUAAUAGACAUGUGUUUGAGAACAACGUAAGGAAGACGCUUCAGGGUGGCUGGUUAAACGGCGUUACAUACGACAACGUUAUGGCAUAAAAGGGAAAAAAAUGGAAAACAAACCCAAAACAAAACAAAAGAAGAUUAUUAAAAAAAAUCAACAUUAAUAAAUAUUGUGUCAGUUCCUCUAUAUAUUC